AACUUUACCAUUUCUACGAGUGUCAAAAGGGCGCGAGGGAAGAGAAGAAUCUAAAGAAGCAGCACGAGCAGCUUUUUCUGUUCUCACUUACAAUAUUUCAACAAAGCACUAAGCAUUAUCCUCGUGAUACAGGGGGAGAGAGAGAGAAAUCAAUAGCAAAACCAAGCAGAGCUGCUGAAGGAGGAAGGGGUGUUUGCUGGGGAAAAAUGACCGCCGGUGGAUCCUCAGGGAGGUUGCCGACGUGGAAGGAGAGAGAGAAUAACAAGAGAAGAGAGAGGAGGAGAAGAGCUAUAGCUGCUAAGAUUUAUGCAGGGCUUAGAGCUCAGGGGAACUUUAAGCUUCCUAAACACUGUGAUAAUAAUGAAGUCUUGAAAGCUCUCUGCGCUGAGGCUGGCUGGAUCGUUGAAGAUGAUGGCACCACCUAUCGCAAGGGCUGCAAGCCACCCCCACCAGAGAUUGCUGGCAUUCCAACAAACAUCAGUGCAUGUUCCUCUGUUCAACCCAGCCCACAAUCGUCAAAUUUCCCCAGUCCUGUACCUUCCUACCAUGCCAGUCCAACAUCCUCCUCAUUCCCAAGUCCCACUCGGUAUGAUGGAAAUCCCUCCACAUACCUUCUUCCUUUCCUCCAAAACAUAGCUUCAAUCCCCACGAAAAAUCUUCCUCCUCUUAGAAUAUCCAAUAGUGCUCCUGUAACCCCACCACUUUCUUCACCAACUUCUAAAAGUUCAAAGAGGAAAGCUGUCUGGGAAUCCUUUUCAAAUGGCUCUCUAAAAUCUUUUCACCAUCCUCUUUUUGCUGUUUCUGCCCCUUCCAGCCCUACACGCCGCCAACAUCUUACACCAGCAACAAUACCAGAAUGUGAUGAGUCUGAUGUCUCCACUGUGGACUCUGGCCGUUGGGUGAGUUUUCAGGCAGUUGCUUCCCAGGUAGCUCCUCCUUCACCAACAUUUAAUCUUGUUAAACCAAUGGCUCAGCAGAGUGGUUUUCAGGAUGGAGUUGACGGGCAUGAAAGAUUAGGGUGGGGGGCCACAGCGGAGAGGGGGAGAGGGCUAGACUUUGAAUUUGAGAAUGGCAGGGUGAAGCCAUGGGAGGGUGAGAGGAUUCAUGAGAUAGGGGUGGAUGACCUUGAGCUCACACUUGGGUGUGCAAAUUAAAGGCCCAUUAAGCUAAUAUAUAAUUAGUCUUGGGAACCUAAGAACAUGGAAAAUAAUUGGAGUUUAUUGUGCAUUCUCAAUGGUAUAAUUGGUGUGCAUUCUCAACCGUAUAAUUGGACUAUCUUAGCUAAUGGAAUGCCAUUGCUAGGGGCUUACCUGUGACUUCUGUGAUAGCGUGGAAACCUUGAAUUCGCAUUCGAACAUGAAUUCCGUGCAUCCAAUCUUUCCUUUUAGAUGUACAGUUCCUUUUUCUUGAAUCCAUUGCAGGAAUCUGAAUUUAUCUGAUUCAGUCGCUUUUGAGCAAAAUUUCUUGCAGGCUUUCAUGGAAGGGCAAAGCUAAAGAUCCCAAAUUUUCUUGUACAGGGAAAAGAUUGGUGCUAGUGGAUUUGGAAGAUUGUAUUCUUCCUUCAUCUGUUCAUAUUUUUUCUUCCAUUUUUCGUUGAUUAUAGUGCCCUAUUCACAUGUUAAUAGGAUGGCCUUUGCAAGCUUCAAAUAUUUAGCAUAUAGAUUGUGUAUCUCGUUGGGGAUUAUUGAGCUGUUUCUCAUGCUCUGUAGACUUUGAAGAAACACAAUCUCAGAGCUAUAAUUGAAGCUGAUCUUUACUUUUUGACUA
Hevea brasiliensis (rubber tree) is the source of this 1767-nucleotide messenger RNA. Its product is annotated as BES1/BZR1 homolog protein 2. The transcript has 2 exons. Gene Ontology annotation, biological process: DNA-templated transcription; brassinosteroid mediated signaling pathway. The record is from RefSeq and is a predicted model, not a curated record. Gene Ontology annotation, molecular function: DNA-binding transcription factor activity. The coding region runs from base 207 to 1154 and encodes 315 amino acids. Lineage: Eukaryota; Viridiplantae; Streptophyta; Magnoliopsida; Malpighiales; Euphorbiaceae.